Porites lobata is the source of this 10587-nucleotide messenger RNA. NCBI's taxonomy places the organism in Eukaryota, Metazoa, Cnidaria, Anthozoa, Scleractinia, Poritidae. The record is from the annotation of a GenBank genome assembly.
AUGUGCCUCUUUGAGCUGACAAGAAGGUCACAUGGCUCACUUCUUUGCUUACUCACGCUUUCUAAGGCGUUGAAUGUACGCUGCGAAUUUUUAGCCCCAUAUUCCAAUACUCUCUGGUUGCUGGAGGAAAGCAAGAUGCCAGGAGAAAAGGCCGUUUGCGUUCUGUUGCCCAAUGGUAGCGAUGUUAAAGGAACCAUCCAUUUUGAGGAGGUAAGAGAAUUUCUAAAUGUUGCUGAAAAGCUACAGGUUUGGUAGUAAAUAACCAUAUUGAAUGUGUUGCGUUUCGUAAAGUUAUUAUAUCUACUUGACCCUCAGAGUGUUCGUUUAGAUAGUGCCUCGCUAGUAAAUUAUGAGGUAAUGAAUUAUGACUUUAAUUUAGUUUCGUCCACUUUCUCCUUAAUUUCAUGCAAUCUUUUAUUAUUUUUGAAUUUGUUCCAAUUUGACAACUCCCACAGUUGUUUGAUUGUUGGCGGGAGCAGAUUGUUGACCAUUUGAUGACCGUUUUAGUCCUUUUCGUUCCAUGUGGAUACUCCCGAUGCAUAUUCCCUUCCCAUAGUAUUGAGUUUGAGCUAUUAAUUGAAUCUUUCCACAGGUUCCACAUUUAAAAAAUUCUGACCAAUCGUGACAGAGUUACGCACAUAAUACCAAGUAACAUGUUGGGGGAAAAAUCCACUGCCAAUUUUUCUCUUUGCAAAUUAGAUUUGUCCCUUUCCUGCAAAGUUAGCCAGUCACAAUUCCAUGCAAUAAAGGCAAUAAAGUAGGCAACAAAACUGGCCUUAAGAAGAAAGGCAAUUACAGGGAAAAAAGAAAAUGGGAAAAAAAUGCUCGAAUUAAAUUUGCCAAAAAAAAGUUAUAAUGUUGGUUUAUGAACAUUCACAGGGCAUUUGGGUGCCUUGUCAUUCUUGGGGCAGGGCAGAGCAAAGUUUGUGUGACCCAGAGGUCACCUCAGGAUAAAGCAUAGAGCAUGCAUGCCAGUGGGACCUGACAUGUCCCUGAGCAAAAAUCACACAACACUUAUGGGAGUGAGCAGACAGUUGUGAAAACAAACAAACAAACAAACAAAAAAAUAAACCCAAAUAUUGCUUGUUAUCCAUUUUUCUUUAUCCAAGUCUUUCUGUGAUAAAAGGAUCACACAGAUCUACUGGGUUGUUGUGUUGAUCGGUGUGGUUUGUUGUUGUGGGUCUGUUUGGCUAGUUCCUUGUCAUAGUAACUACAGGAGAGGUUAUUUGGCAGUUGGGAUGCAUUUUCCAUGGAGAGGUUCCGGGCCUUUGUAAAGAUAUUAAAACAAGAGUGAAUGUUUAGGGAAUCCCCUUUCAGGACAAAGUACUGUGGCUGCUGUGGAGAGAUUGCUGUUAUUAGAGGUUCAACUGUAUUAACCCUUUAAGCCGUAACAUCAAAAUUCAAAUCCCCAUUCGCUGUCCCCUUAUGUUUCCUGUAAAAGAAAUGGCAAGAAGUUGUUGAAGUGUCAACUCAUUGUAUUGUGUGGUCAUCUCCUUUAUUCUCAUCACCAAUCUGUUUUAUAAACUAUUGAAAUCACAAGGAGAAUUUUGAUACUGAUCACACUUAAAAGGGUUAAGAUACUUUUAUGUGGACAGUGCUGAAAACAUUGCUAAAAAACACUUGCAUUCUUCCAGUCUUUAUCAUGAUUAUUCAACUCACCAACUUCAUCAAUUAUAGGUGAACUCUGCUGGGGUUGAAUUCCUAAGAACCAUAUGAAGGGAGAGAGAAAGAAAAUUUUGUCAUUUACAUCCUCCAUAAAACAUGAAAUAAAAAUUAGCCAUUUUCAUGAUGAAGUCAUGCAGAGACAGCACAGAAAUGUACAAGAAUAAUGUGCUGCACAUGCAAGGUUUCUGAGUUUUCUUUUUGUUUUCCUGAUGUUCUCAUUGCUGUUGUCAUAGUGAUGUCCUGAACUCCGUAUUUUUAUUAUUCCACUGCUUUUUCUAGUUAAACCUGAACAGUGUUAUUGUGUUGAUUUCUCCAGGUUGUUUAAACAUGAAUUUCUACCUCUUGGUCUUUUAGAAUGACCACAUCUGUCACAAAGUGCUGAAAAAAUGCACCUUUAACUUUCCAGUAAUGCAAUAUCUUUUUCACUGCAGAAAGAGGGCCAGUGUCGGAUAUAUGGAGAAGUGACUGGCCUUACCCCUGGAAAACAUGGCUUUCAUGUUCAUCAAUUUGGUGAUGGCACAAAUGGUAUGUAUCUCAAGGAAAUCGCCUCUUUUCAAAGAAAACAGAGAAGCAAAAAAGGAGGGACUUUAACCUUCAUGGUGUGCUUAACCAUUUAACUUCAACAUUCAAUUUAUUGUUGGGACUUAAGGUAGUUCUUUUUUCGAUUUGGAGGAAAUUCUAUGGUCUCAGCUGUACUCUCACAUGGUACUAUUUCUGUAGUGGAUGAUCUGUGGUUUGACCAUUCAAAUGAAACCCUCUCAUAAUUACUUUCCUGUGGUAAUAUUAAUUUGUUCUUUAAGUAAAGGUGCAUUUUGAACCAUAAGAACAAUGCAGGUAGAGCUUCUAAUGGUUUAGUAACAUGAUGCACCUAGGAGUAUUGGUACUCUCCCCUAACCAACCUUCCCCCUUCCCCUCCUCUUGAACCCAGACAAAAAGAUCCGAAGCCGUGACCACAAGUUGAGACCAAUACACCACAAUAGCUUUGGCUCAAACUUCCAGUCCCGUUGCUUGCAUAUUACUCACUGGCAAAAUAAUGGCUCAGUUUAUCCCAAGGGUGUUCUCCCGCCACUUCCCCCAUGCCUUUUAUUUUGGCAUUUUUCAUUUUUUCUUGGGAAAGCUGCAAAAUUAAUGCUUGAUGGUGGGGCUAAGUAAAUUCAUAUAUUAAUUUAACAGCAACAUAGUCCAGUUAAUGUAUUAAACUAUGAUUUACAGAAAGCAACAAAAAAAGGCAGCAGUCUAACAGUUUUCCAGAUUUUUCAGAUAGUCAAGUUGUUCUUUCUUUGGAGGAUUAAUAGAACUAAUUAUGACAUGACAUGAAAAUUAACUGUGUGGUAUAAAAAUAAUCAUUCCCAUUAUAAUGUUUUUGUUUUUCAGGCUGUACAAGUGCUGGCCCUCAUUUUAAUCCUGAGGGCAAAUUGCAUGGAGGUCCAGGAGAUGAAGAACGGUAACAUUCUGUCAGUUUUCGAGCAAUAAAAUUAUUUUGGUUUUUGGCCAUAUUUAAAGUAUCUCCAACAUAAACCUUUUUCAUAAUGCCGUUACGUACUAGAUUUUGUUGUUUGUAGGUGAAGUAGCAGGGCACAAUAAUGUCCUGAACUUUAGUAGUAUGUGUAUAGUAUUAUUUCUGGUUGACUCCGAUCUUACUGUUUUGGUUUGUGCAGUCAUUAUGGAGACCUUGGUAACAUCACAGCAGAUGAUAAAGGUGUUGCAAAAGUUGACAUAACUGACAAACUUGUCUCUAUUGUUGGAAAGGACUCGGUUGUUGGACGCACUAUAGUGGUAAGCCAAACAUCAAACCUUCAUAUAACAACUUAUCUGCAUUGAGGAAGCUUUUUCUUUUCUAAACAUUUACAAACUUUCAUUACUUGCUGGGCAAAAUACAAUCCCAGAAGAUUUUUAGUGGCUUUGCUAAAUGCUGGUUUUCAAUGGGUAAUUUUUGAAGCAAAUGAUAAUUUUAUUACUGCUUUGGGGUUUUUACACCAUUCGUCAUCUAGAGAACACUGUAUUUUUGUGAAGGUGAAAAAUCUUGGCAGUGGGGUUAUUCCUACAAGUAUUUUCUUUAAGAUAAACAUUAUCUGCAUGCAUGUUUAUGGCACAAGUGUAAACAAAGAAAAACUUGUUGUGGUUUAGUUGAUUUGACAUUAAUUAAACCAGUCAAAUUUUUAUUUUCCUCUGCCUAUCAGAAAUUGGUCUAAAAAAAUUAAUCGGAAUAUAAACGGAGGAAUAUAAGCAUGGCCAAGUGGUUAGGGUGCUAGACUUACAAUCCUGAGGCCCUGAUUUCAAGUUCCCUGUGACUGCUUGUUGGAUUUGUUUACUCUAGCCUAGUCUCUGGUACAACUGCCAUCAAGCCACAUUUUCUAAAUAGUCGACUAGCCUAGCUUUGUGCUGUACUUAAAUAUUAGUACUUACUAGCCUUUGUGCUGCACUUACUACCAAGUAGUGAUCAAAAAUCCUUAUCAGUGUUAAGCUAUUUUCUUCAUUGGUAGCUUCUGCUGCUAUUUUCCUUUUGUGUGGCUUGUGCCCAUCAUACCUAGGAAACUCCUUUGCUCUGACUUUUAGUUCAUUCACACAAAUAAUUAUACAACUGCUAGUAAAAAACUCCUCUUUAGUCAAGAUAUUUUAAUUUGUCCAUAAAUUUUAACCCUGUCAUCAGGUUCAUGCAAAGGAAGAUGAUUUGGGGAAAGGUGGUGAUGUAGAAAGCACCAAGACAGGGAAUGCAGGUGCACGAUUUGCCUGUGGUGUGAUUGGUAUAACCAAGUAAUUAGCGCUACUGACUCUGGACUGACUCAGGACCUUGUAGUUCAUGUUAAGGGCUCAAAGCCUUCAGGCUCAAAGUCUGUAGUAAAAAAGCUAAGAAAUACCAAUAAAGUUGAUUUUAUCAUUUCAGUUGUUUUGGUGCUGAGAAAAUGGUUCAGUUUACUAUACUUUGCCCCUGAAUUUGAAUUUGAUUUUUAGAUGAUAUCUUUUAUUUUUGUUUUUUCAAAAAUUUAAGUUAGAAACACCAUGGAACCCUAUUGUGAACUGUCAGAGUGCCCUACAACUGGGAAAUUCUUUUUGAAAAUUGCCAUUUUCUGUCAAAGGCUUUUUCUUUACUACACCUUCACUUUGUUGGCCCUAGCAGAACUUUGUUGAAAAAGCCUGUUGCUGUAUUGCUAAAGGGUUAUGUGUUUCAUCUACAUAUUGAGAGAACAAAGUCCACAUAAUGUGAAGGUUUGAGCCUAGGAGUCAAUUUCAUUUCCGGGUGAGCGUAGCCCUGAACAAGACUUUUUUUGACAGUGUCUGUUGGAUUAUGUUAGUCACGUUUGAUGUCCUGCAAAGUUACUUUCUCCUUUGCCAUGGUAAGAAUUAUUACCAGAGGACCAGAAAAAUAGGGGGGUGAUAAAUUUUAGGGUUUUGCACCCCAACUCCCUGUUUUUGAAACAGGCAGUUUUGCUGAGAUUCUUUGUUUGGUUAUUAAGGGUCUAAAGCAAAAUUUAAUAAAAAAUUGGAAAAAAGAAAAGAGCAGAUUUUAUUUAAGCGGGGUCUUCACCCAUAUAGUCAUAUCAGGUAUAGCACAGGUGCCCGUAAAUGAAGUAAUAACCUUCAGCACCCAAAAGCGCCGGUAUCGAGGCGACCAGUUUGUUUGCCGAAAUAUAUUUCAUGAAAGGGCAAACAAAAACCUAUUGUGCUUAAUUUUCACCCCUUACUUUAUUAUAUGGCACGGGCAGUGUGUUUCUUAGCAGGAUCUGUCCAAGGAUCGUUAACGUUUUCACAAGAGGUAUGGUAAGCUUCAAGUGUUCGUACGUCUUAUAUUAAUUGAUACCAUAUUUAUAUUCAUAAAAUAAUAAAGCACCGAGAAGCCAUUUAGCUUAAGCUCCUCCGAGCUUGUUAAUGGUUUCCGCAGCUUUUUUGAAGUCGGUGUUAGCGGCCUUUCCUUGUGCGCUCAAAAGGCAAUGAAAAUAAUGGUUUGUGUAAAUUUGGCGCCUUUGAAAUUGAAGCGAAAAUGGCGCGCGAGGACAGUUCAGAUAAAAUUACAUGCUAAUAAGCUUAUUCUGGUCCAUUUCAGGUUUGUUUUAAUACGUUAAUCGCCGGACAAUUGUAAUGAAAAACUAGAAAUCAAGAAAAAUAAGGGGCGUUUCGAGUUUGUCUGUAUAAUAGAAGGGGCGUAGUGUGAAGGUUUGAAGGUGUACGUACGAAAAGAAAGGCUAGUCCUCCGAAGGUACCUUAAACUAGGGGGGUGUGGGGCACGCUCCCGUAGAAAAAUUUUCAAAUUUAAGGCCUCAGAAAUGGCAUUUCCUGCGUUUUCCACCGGACACAAUUUUUAGAAAACAAAUAAUGAAGAAAAAGGCAAUAAUAAUUUAGCUGUGUAUUUAACAUCUCUAGUUUUAGCGGUAAGGUACUGUGUUUACGGGAAAAAAGGGCAAAACAGCUAGUGAUGCCCUCAAGAAGGUUACAAGCAAAGGGCGAGAUGUCUGCCCAGAUGGGCAAAUACACCAAAAUAAUGAGAGAGGUUUAUCAAUCAUCUUGCUUUAAUGAUAAAAGUGCUCCCAGGAAAUGUGAAAUAAACCUUAUUCUCAGUUAAUUUAACGAACAAUCAUGAGCCAUAUUUUGUGAGUAUUUAAUUUCACGAUUUUUAGGGAUUUUAAGGGUUUUUUAGAUUUCGCAGGUUUGAAAUAAACUAGCCCUCCCCCCAGGGGGGAGGCUUAAUCAGUAGAGGAUUUACAGUAAUUAGUAAUUGUGAUAUUCUGUUUGAUUCACACAAACUUGAAUGAAUUGGCUACCCCAAAAUGUAGUCCUCAAUGUUUGGUUGGAAUUUCUUGGAAAAAAAUGACCUAAAAAUAUAAUCUUCACCACAAGAUAAUGUUUCAGGAUUUUUGACUUCAUGGUAGUCACCCAUUGGUGUGGGUGAGGUAAGUUUUUAUGGAUUGUGAGCUAGUGCAAAACCUAAACAAAAUCUGCAGGUUUUAUAACAGCAGUCUGAUAAGAGGCUGUGGAAAGGUCUAGUGGUUGCCCGCCUUCGGGCGACCAAGUGAGUGAGUGUGUGAGUGAGUCUGAUGUUGACAAUUUUUCUGAAGUACAGAGGGUGAAGCUGGAAAUUUUUCAAAGGGUUAGGUGGGAAAUUAAAAUCAGAGGGGAUGCAUGAAAUGAACCGUUAUCUUUUUCUGAUAUGUUCACGACUUUCUUGCAGUACCCAGGUGGAGCUUGUGAAAUUAAAGGAACAUUACAUGGACUGACAGAAGGAAAACAUGGCAUUCAUAUUCUUGAGUUUGGAGAUAUUUCACAAGGUUCAAUAAUACAUGACUCUUCAUCCUUAACAGUUAAUUAGCUAGCAACUCCCUCUGUGAAUUUAGGGAUUAACUAAAGCUGGAUUGGACCUGAUCGAAAUAACUCCUGUAACUCACUAAAUGACAAAAGGUUAUAAAAAGGGUCUCGGCAGGGGUUGAUUGGGUCCGGUCCAAUUCAGGCUUUGUCAACAGCCAUAAAGUUGACACCCAUUAUGAGAUUUUGUAAAUUUGGUUACAGUAAAUUUAUUAAUUUCGGGAAAAAAAACGUUCUGCAUCAUUCAUCUAGGAGUGGGGUAUACUCCCUUGUAUAAGUUGCCAUUGACCGUUUGCAACCGCUUGACAAGGCAGCCAAUUUUUUCUCAGAAAUGAUUUGCAUGAACAUUUUAUUUUUUGCCCAGUGGACUGAAAUGCUUUUCUUCUUGUCAACUAACGUGACUGCUGUGAUGUCAAUUGCAAAUCAGCAAAAUUAUAUAGGCUCAUGUAUGUGUGACCCCAAAAGGUAUGGUUUUCCUCUUUUUGUUCUGAAAUUGGGUGAUACAUUGUUUCAGCCGUUAAUUCCUAAGAUGGGUAAGGUUGCAUUCUUGCUGGAACCACACAGCUGCAAACAUUUUGGUCAUUAGACAAUGUCUGUCUAAAAUUGGCUCAUGUCUAACAAAAUUUGCUAAACUGGCUAAAUUUUUUAGAUCAUGUGUCUUGAAGGGGGUGUAGACUGAUGCAUUGGCCAAUAUCUUGGUCAACUGUCAGUCAGCAUAUUGGACGCUAUAUCGGUUGAGUGUCAGCCCGGGACUUGACCUGUAGUCAGUAAAGUCCUUCAGUCUGUUGGUCAACAGUCAGUUGAUAGUCAGUCAAUACUUCAUCAAGGAUCACCGAUAUAUCAGCACAACUAAGUCAACAUAACAGCUGACACCUCCUCCAACUGUUGUUGGACAAGUCAGCUGAUGUAUCGAUUGGCUAUUGACUGACUUUCAACCUAAGUGAUUACAGGGGCCCAGUGCUAUACUCCUAGGAAAUCUGGAUCACAUGUCUUACAGGGGGUGUCGAUUGAUGUAUCAGCUGAUAUCUUUUCAGUCAACAUAUCAGUUGCUAUAUUGGUCAAGUGUCAGUCGAGACUUGGCCAAGUAGUGUUUACUUUUGGUUGAGUAUCGGUUGACAAUAGGUUGACAGAUCGACUGACACGUAGUUGUGAUAGCAUUGGUAGUGUGUUGGCAAUGUAUCAGUGAACUGUUGGUUGAGUAUUAGUGAGGUAUCGCUGGUCUAUCAGUUGACAAUCAGGAUUGCGUGUACAACUUUUUUCCAGCUGCUGUCAUAGUCAUUUAUUUUAUUUACAUCCGACACAUUGUGAAAAGUUUUCAUUGGCAUUUUUUACUCCAUAGGAGGUACUAGUGCUGGUGCACACUUUAAUCCACUGAGUAAAAGCCAUGGAGCCCCUGAAGAUGAAGACAGGUAUGAUCAAAGUCUCAUGUAAAGGUCAUUUGCAAUUUCCUUUUCUGAUAGUGAUAGUGUUCUAAGUGAAAAGACUACAACUCAUUAGAUUCUUAUAUCUUUUAAAUACAUGUAUUAUGAUACCAUAAUUUAUGUUAUUUUUGGCCUGCAUGUGACUUCAUUUAUUUGGGCUGGUGUAUGACCUCUGGCUGCACAGCAUCAUCCUAACAGUCCCUUUGGCUGAUCAUCUUUUCUUUCAGAGUGUUGAAUUGGGCAAUUGGCAAGAAAGCAAGUUCUUUGGCAAUUAUAUUUUUCUUGUCAUUGUAGACAUGCUGGUGACCUGGGCAACAUUGAAGCAGAUAGUGAAGGCCAGGCAGAAGUAACCAUCACUGAUUAUGUGGUGUCAUUAAUGGGAGAAUAUUCAGUGAUUGGGCGCACUUUGGAGGUAUGUAAACAUCACUGAUUCCUUGCAAAGUGAGAGCUCAAGGCCAGAACUUGGGCAUCCACGGUCAGUAACGAAUCCAUGGGUAAACAAAACUGUGACAAACUUGGCCCAUUUUUUUUUCAAAUCAUCUUUGCAGCUUAAUUAUACAUGAACCUUUUAAGUUGGUCAUAGAGGAGCUCCUCAAGAGUAUUUUGGUUUGCUAUAAAACACAUAACAAGCUAUCCCAAUUGUAGGCUUGUCCCCUACACUUUCAGUCAUUAUUGAAACACUUGCGAACUUCUUCUCCCCUUCUCCUUCAGUGUUGAUUUGGAUUGCCCAAGCAAAUGCACGAAACUUCCAUUGGGGGAUAGAGAGGGAAGUAAUUUGUGUAUUCAUAGAAUGACUUAGUUUAUAGGUUUAUCUCACACAAAAACUGAAUCUUAUUAAUCCUGCAGUUUCUACCCACUGAAGUCAGAGCGGACUUUCAAAACUAUAACUUAAGUUUGAGUCCAAGGACACAUUAUUUUAGAAUUGAAAAGUCAGCCUUUGGUUUUCUCUACAGGUUUGUGAAGGAGUAGAUGAUCUUGGAAGAGGAGGGCAUGAGCUGAGUCUAACAACAGGAAAUUCAGGGGCUUGUUUAGCAUGUGGUGUCAUUGGCAUUGCCAAAUGUGGAGGAAAUAUAAACUCCUUACAAAACAGUUCUACUGCAAUUCAUGAUUCCUCUCAAAAUAGUUUAAGUGAUGCUUUUUGAGUCCUGUGAAAUAACAUCACUAAAAACAUGGAGUUUAUGAGAACUUACACUGUAGGCAGUUCUGAGCUCACCCUGCUAUUUAGUGAAGUCUCAUUUUGUCAUCUCGAGCGGGAAGGAAAAAAGGAGGUUCUUCCUGAAUUGCACCAAACCCUUUGAGGUUUCAGCAGCCCAAAUUUCUGGACUAGUCAAUCUUGUUUACUUGCGUCAAACUGGUUUUGUGAGUGCAAGCAGCAAACACAUGGCUAUUAGGCCUGGGUUUGAAAGUCUAACCAAGCAACAUGCCACACAUGCUUAGAAAAGAUUUUAUAUGUACUUGAUUUAUGCAGAGUCUUUCUUGAGUACACCAAAAUCAAGCAAGUGAAAGAAAGGUUCUGCUAGGAGCUGAGGGUGAGCUGAACUAGCAAUGCUUGCAUGGAAGCCAGUGAUGACCCACUUCUGUUUUGGGGGAACUAGGAAAUCCCUCAGGGGGAAUUCCUUAAAAAGGGGACCGGGAUGCUCUUCAUCCCGCUUAGGGGUGUAAAUUGCAAAUUUUGUCUGACUUAUGGUGUUCAGGACAAAAAGCCAAUGUUUUUACCCAUACCGGUACAUGUAUUGCUUGGUGUUCUGUGCAAAGCAAUAUCUGUAUAAACAAAUACUGUCAUACUGUGUUUAAGACAACACUAACAUGAUGUCGACAUCUUUAGUGCUGUUUAAACCACUGUUUAUUUGGUUGUCUGUUUGUCUCUUUGUAGGGACCAAAAGUUUGUGCCACACCCAAACUGGUCUCUUUUCGGGGGUUGAUUUUAAUUUUCUGCCAAUCAACCCUGUCUCUUUUCACAUGGGAGUGCCAGGUACCUCCUUGGGAAAAUCUUUUCUUUACACAGCACCCAAAAUUGAGCACCCUAAAACAGAGCUUGGAACUUUUUCCCUUCCCCCUCCCUGGAAAUUUUCUGAGAGUGUAGCUUUUCUUACCAGCAAGGUUUUUUGCUGGUGCUAAUGUAAAUAUCAAUUGAAUAUUUAUUUGACAGGAUGCUGUAAGUGUCACUUGUCACAAUUAUUUUUAACGUGUAUAUACUAAUAUUCCU